Molecule: messenger RNA, 634 nt
Organism: Geodia barretti
Lineage: Eukaryota; Metazoa; Porifera; Demospongiae; Tetractinellida; Geodiidae
Source: the annotation of a GenBank genome assembly
UGUGUAUACCUAUUCUAAUUCAUGCUCACCUUCGGGGGGCGUGGCUACAAUGGCGCAGUGGAGUGGUCUCUCUUGCUUAUUGCGAGUUUCAUCGAAGGAAGCCGUACAGAAUGUUCUUCGGGAAGCUUUUUCACACAGAAAUGAAUCAGUUCCGGAUGUAAUCCUGGCUUCUGCAGCCAAAAACAUUCAAAUAGAACCUCUGGAAGCAAAAGAGCUGUUCUCCAGUGCAUGCUUACUGGUGUCAUCGGUGCUUCAGUCUGGAGCUUUGGACAAAGAGUCUAUUGAAACCCUGUUUCCUGAUGACUUUCACAAUGACCUGAAGGGUCUACUCUCAGAGAUUAUAGCAGAGAGCAUGUGUGACUGGAAGAGACAUGCAAUGACUCAACAAGUGUCAUUGCCACGCCUCGAAAGCUUUGACUGGCGAGUGGACGUCAAGAUUUCCUCCACAGCUGCUGCCCGCAUGGCUGUGCCUACCUGCUUGCUUCAAAUGAAGGUGGACGGUGGAAGGGAGGACAGGAGGCGGGUGCCAGUAGCUCAAACUGUGAGUGUAGAGUUCUCCCCAGAGACACUGCACACCAUGCUAGAUGGACUGGGAAAGAUUCGCGACCAGCUGGCAUCUGUAGCCACAAAAUAA